AUGCUUAAGCUGAAAUACCUUUCAAUAGAAAGACUAGCUAGUGUCCAUGGAGUAGAUAGUUCAAUUGACUCUAAUAUGGAGCUUCAAAGGGUAGGCAGUGUAAAUAGGAAAGUAAAGAUGACAAUUUAUUUGCAGUAUAUAUGAAGAAUUAUGCUCUUUUUUAUAAUUGCUGCUUCUUAUUACUUGCUUAUAUACUGCUAUUUGUAUCCUAUAUGUGAAUCCUCAAUGUUAUAUCGCCCACAUCUUCUAAUUCCCCCCCUCUGUGAGCGAACAAAAAUUUUUUUGUUCGCUCACAGAGGGGGUUAAUUUUUUUUUAACAAUUUUAUAUAUUAAUUUUAAAAAUAAAAUUUUUUUUGGAGUUUAAAAACAUCCCACUUCUCGAAAAUUGGAAGGAAUAUUAAUUUAAUUUGCAAAAUUUAUGUUUUAAAACGCAAUUUGUUUGAAAUUAAACAGAAUUAGCUCGAGAUUUCAUGAUACUAGUUAUCACUUAAAUACCAAAAUUUUUUUCCAUAAAAAAUUUUUCUAUAAAAAAAUUUUUGUUUGCGGAGGGUAGAUUUUUGGGCAAAAAAUAGAUUUUUCUAAUGGUUUUGCUAGCUCACGGAGGGGGGAGUAAGCAAUUUUAUUUCAAGGCGCUUAUUGGUAGUCCGUCUUUCUUUAAUUUCAAAAGAAAUUUACUAUAACUACAAUUAUCAAAAAAUCCCAGAACUUUACCCCUUUAAAAAUUCAGUAGCUGCCCAAGACGCAAUGAUAGGACUAUUAAAAUUACAAAACAAAGAAAUACGGCAUGAGAAAUACGCAAUUUUGAUGUCAAGCGAUCUGCGAGAAAGAGUAUAUGAGACCAUUGACUCACAAUUGGCGACCUUAAAACAAGGGUCUGAAGCUUCAACUGCUGACUUGAUGUUUGACAUUGAGACAUUGAUUUAUUGAGUCCCCUCUAUUAUUGAUAUUAAGAAAUUUGAUUAUCAAGUUGAUUUACUGCUAAACGAAAUCGCAGAAGAAUUCAAACUGGCUGAUAAAGACUCAAUUGAUGUGAUCAACAGGCAGUUAGACACCAUUGUGAAUACUACAGUGAUUUAUUCAAUAGCUGUAUGUGCACUUUUUUUCUUGUAUUAUUUGCCUUACUUAAAUUACCAAAUAGGGCAGUUGAAAAGGUUUUCGGUAUUACCAUCAAUUUUGCCAGCUGAUUUGGAUCAUGGAAGGCUUUAUUAG
This is a messenger RNA of Blepharisma stoltei, 1209 nucleotides long. The record is from the annotation of a GenBank genome assembly. NCBI's taxonomy places the organism in Eukaryota, Ciliophora, Heterotrichea, Heterotrichida, Blepharismidae.